AAUUUGAUUUAAUUAUUUCUUCGAUUCAAGACAUAACUGUCCCAAUCUAGGUAUCAUUUUCUCAGACAGAAUGAAGUGACAAAGUCUCGGUGACUGUAUAAUGGAUAAUGCAACACAAAUGAGAGGCUCAGAAUAGGAGGACUUCCAACUCAAGAUACAGAGAGAAAUUUUAAUCUCUAUUUCUCCUCUCCUUUUAUUACAAAACAAACCUGAAGCCGAUAAGAUGAUUGCCCUCAAACACAUUCAAACCUCCUUCAGCGCCACCAGACAUACCAUUUUACAGUCGCGAAGAUUUCCUAGCACAAAAAGCUCAGUCUUGCGCUUCUGCAAGUCCAAUGAUUCCGAUUCCGAAUCAGAGACUCCUUCACCUGAGGGAGAUAGUCGCAAGCAAGAGAUGCUAGUGAGGAUGGCAAUGCUUCAAGCUCAGAAAGUCCGGCUUGCGGAGUACUUAGAUGAAAGAUCAGAAUACCUCACUAAAUUCGGAGAAGAUGCCGGUGCGGAGAUUGAUAAGAUAGGAGAAGAUGCCCUCAAAGGACUGGACGAAGCCAGUGCUAGGAUAAUGGAGAAUAUGGACAGCCGUAUGCAGGCGUUUGAGGAAUCUACAGGAAUGAACAUAUCGGAGAUCGAAGAAAAUGAAAACGAGUUGGCAGCAUUCGAAGAUCAGAUUGAAAAAGACCGAAAUGAAGGGUUAUUUUUCAAGAAUCUGACGCAAGGAAAACCAAAAGAAAAGGUAGACGCUACAGAGGAAAUAAAGAAAAUUAAAGAGCUUACUAAGAAUAGUGCAGGAUCAGAAACCAGGAGGAAUAUUUACCUUGUAUUAAUUGGCCUGCUACUCAUAGAAAUUGUUGAUUCUUUCAUCACUUCAACGCCCGAUUGGAGAAAAGUUGCAUUUCUCGGGGUAAUUUUAGUGGGUUUGGUUACUCAGAUCAUCUAUGAGCAGAAAAUGCUAUCAGAAACAGAAACAGCAGCAGAGAAGGAGGAAGAAAGGUAA
Messenger RNA from Argentina anserina (silverweed cinquefoil), 991 nucleotides. RefSeq lists its product as uncharacterized. NCBI's taxonomy places the organism in Eukaryota, Viridiplantae, Streptophyta, Magnoliopsida, Rosales, Rosaceae. The coding region runs from base 224 to 991 and encodes 255 amino acids. The record is from RefSeq and is a predicted model, not a curated record. Gene Ontology annotation, cellular component: chloroplast. The transcript is spliced from 2 exons.